Lottia gigantea (owl limpet) is the source of this 1047-nucleotide messenger RNA. RefSeq lists its product as hypothetical. Bases 1 to 984 code for a protein of 327 amino acids. NCBI's taxonomy places the organism in Eukaryota, Metazoa, Mollusca, Gastropoda, Lottiidae. The record is from RefSeq and is a predicted model, not a curated record. The transcript is spliced from 2 exons.
AUGAAGGAGCUAAUAUCUAGAGAUACAGUCACCUGUUUUGUUUCUUUUGUCAUCAGUUUCGUUUGUUCUUUAUUUUAUAACAAUCCAGAUUUGAUUCUAGGAAAGGAUUUCGUGAAAAUGGUAAAGCAAAGUGUCAGUUAUAUUCACACUAGCACAACCUUGUUUAGGUGUGGAGUUCAUCCUAUUUCUGAAAAAGGUCCACCUUUUUAUCUUGUAAAUCAAACAAGAUAUCCUGGCGAGGAUGCUAUAUUUUCAUGUGGAAUGGCAUUUAAUGGCACCAUUUCUGAUGUAAGUUACAUACUUUGGCUCAAGAACAAUGAAGCGGUAGUAAAUGAAACUAACCAUUAUAUUACUUGGGAAGUUGCAAAUUAUUCUGACGGCCAAGUCGUUGUUACCACUAAUCUGAGCAUUUACUCUGUGACCGCGGAUGAUUUCGGCAUGUAUCAGUGUUACGUGACAGUAUUGGAAUCAGUGACACCAACAAACGACACAAAACAGAAACCAACACCUAAACCUAACCGACGGUCUGAAAAUGUAGACUGUAGUUGCAAAUGUGUAAAUUCUCCUUCACUUCGGAUGCCAGAAUUUAGCAAGGAAGAUAUCGCACUUGUGUAUUAUAAGCUACACAAACACCACUGGGUUGGUGAGUACCAUCUACUGCAAGAGAAACACCGUACCAGAACACUGUUUAUAGUUCCUGGAACUUUGGUUUCUGUUGCUGUGUAUUUUCGACACCUCAGAGAAAUAGAUGAUUUUUCUGUUCGUUUUACUCGAAGUGGUCAAGAUAUUCAGUCAUUUGAUACUCAAUGUUCAUACUCUGCUCGAGCCAAUGCAUGGUUAAUACACUUAAAUGGUAUAUCAGUAGCUUACAAUAACAUAACGUACAUGAACGCAACAGCAGGUCAUUGGAAGGGAAGUGUGGGAAUCAUAUGGACUUGUAUAUCUCCAUCUAUGUACGUUUUUACGGCAGCAUGGCAAAGUUAAUAUAUAUGGUAAAGUUGAAUAAUGCCUGUAAACACAAGCUGAUUAAUAAAGAUUAAAAUAGCA